UUAACGAUUCAAGCAUGUGAUGAAAGUGACAAGAUGUUGGGUUUCAUUUACUUUGGUUUCGACGCGUUUAAUCAUUUAGGCAAGAAAAAAUCCGACGUAUUUAACACCAUCCAAUUUAGAAACAAGGAGCACGUGGUUAAAAAAAUGUUUACGGGAUGGUCGUCAAUAUUUUAUUUGACGGAAGAUGGAAGUUUAAUUCAUUUCGGAUUGAGUUCAGAAAAAACGGAUCCCGUUCUGUGUUCGUUGGAACACGAAGUUAAAAACGUGGUCUGUCAAUGGAAAUCCACAUUUUUAAUUAGUGUGGAUGGAAAAUUAAUGUGUUGGGACGAAGAUGAUUUUUCGUCGCCGCCAAAUGUAUUGAACGAACCAACGGAAUCGGUGUUUGUAACAGAAGUAGCUAUUGGAGACAUGCAUUCUUUAGCUCUUACUAAUGAUGGAACUUUAUUUUCUAUAUGUAAAAACAAGAUAGAAAAACUUCCAUUUAAUCUAGUUGUAAAUUCUGUUUGUUGUGGAAAAGAACAUGUUCUCUGUCUCACUGUAGAUGGAAAAAUAUAUAGUUAUGGAUUAGGAAGUCGAGGACAAUUGGGGCAUGGAACAACAGAAAAUGAAGAAACUCCAAGAGUAGUAGAAGCAUUAGAAGGAAUUCCAAUCAAGAUGAUAGCUACUGGAGGAUGGCACUCAGUUGCUCUUAGUACUAUAGGAGAUAUAUACGUUUGGGGGUGGAAUGAAAGUGGUCAGUUAGGCCUUCCAGCAAGUAUUUCGAAUAAAAAAUUAUCUGAAGUAGUGACAUUUCAAGCAAUUCCUCAGCUGCUCGACUUCCCGCAUGAUGCCAUUAUAAAAACAGUUUCUUGUGGAUCUAGACAUACAGCAGCUAUAUCAGAAGACGGACAGUUGUGGACUUGGGGUUGGAACGGGCACAACCAACUCGGUCUGAACAAGUUGACUCCAGUAGAUUAUCCCAACUGCGUACAGAUACCACCAGAAUAUAAAGUACAAAAUGUUAUUUGUAAUUAUUGGAAUACAAUUGUAGUUGUAUGAAAUUAUUUUGUUGCACAAAUAUUAUUUCAAAUCAAAUACAAAAUAAUAGAAGUGCCACAAGAAGAAUAUUUCAGGAAAGUAAGAAUGACAGCCAACUCUAGCCGGCUUUAGCCUACCACUGGAGGAUCUGCAGUUAAGUUGGACUGAAUCAAAAUGGAGAAUCCAGAAAUUUUUUACUGACAAUGGAAAAUUUUUGUUCUCAAUACAUUGCAACCUAAUGUCUCCAGAACAGUUUCUCUCAUUUCUAUUCUUCAGUAAGACAGACCCUGGAUGAUACAAUCUUGCAAUUGUCAAACUAUGCAACAAUUUUCUUUUACUUAAAACAUCCAAAGAUUAUAUAUAAUGUAUAAUCAACUAAACAAACACACUACGAAAAGACUAUUUUCUCUUCAUAGUAUUAUGAAUUACAUAUAACAGGGGUGCCCAGACUUUUAGCUGUAAGAGCCCUAGUUACCUACCUUGAAAAUAUUGGGAGCCACACCUAAAGUUCUUGGUAUAAAAAUAAAAAAUUUCAGAAUCAUAAUGUAUUUAUUUUGACAAUUUUUACAUAUUUACUCUUUCCUAGUUGAAGGUUAUGAAUUUAUCAAAAAUUAAUUUCAACAUUAUCAACCUGAUUGUAAUUAGAAAUUGAACUUCCUAUUACUUCUUUUAGAUGUUGGUUGGUUAACUGUGAAUAAAACUUCAAUUUCAUCAUUGAGUACAAUGACUCAACAUCAUAUGUUGAAGCAAAAAUUAACAGUAAACGAUAUGCUGCAUUCUUUAAAUUGUACUUAAUUAUUGGUAAACAUUUCCAAAAUUCAUUGAUUGAUUUUGCCGAUUUAUGUAACAUUUGGAGACCUUGAUGUUGCAUCUCAAUUAAUUCUAAUUUUCCUGAUACUGUUUCAGAAAGUAAUCAUUUUAAUAAUAUAAAAACAUUGUUAACCAUUUUCUAUGUAUAUUUAAACCCAAAGAAUUUUUCUUGGUAGAUGAUCU
Molecule: messenger RNA, 2010 nt
Organism: Centruroides sculpturatus (bark scorpion)
Lineage: Eukaryota; Metazoa; Arthropoda; Arachnida; Scorpiones; Buthidae
Product: RCC1 domain-containing protein 1-like
Exons: 6
Coding region: 34-1038 (334 amino acids)
Source: RefSeq, a predicted model, not a curated record